ACUGAAUUGAAGGCUAGGCACGAAGGUUGGGGAGACGAGACUCUAACCCCAUGGGGAAUACCCCAUAGUAAAAUUGGUUAUAUCAAUGUGAGUACACCCUGAUGCUAUGUCGAUUAUUAUAGUCUCUUCACAAAUAGCUUUCCCCAAGUCAGCUAUCUCGGUGUAACCUAGAGAAGAUGAUGAAACCCGAAGUUGAGGCAUUGGAGCAUGGAGAUGGAAUGCAUUUGUCUGAAGAACACAAACAGUACCUUCUUCAGCGUCAUGGAACAAUCGAUUUGGAUCCCCUUCCUUCUAUGUAUGAUGCCGAUCCUUUGAACUGGCCCAAAUGGAAGAAAGUCGUAAACAUAUUGUUGGUGGCCUUUCACGCAAUGAUGGCCACCUUCACAGCCGCCUCAAUCCAAUCAGCGUUUGUCGAAAUCGCCGAAGACCUCCACGCCAGCGUCCAACGAACAAGCUACCUAGUGUCCAUCAUUAUCGCCAUUAUAGGCGGUGCACCUUUCUUCUGGCGGCCCCUCUCUCAACGAUACGGCCGACGUCCGAUUUUCUUGUUAUCCGUUCUGUGCAGUCUGAUCGGCAACGUUGGCUGCGCUGUUAGUCAUUCCUACGGAACAAUGGGUGUUUGUCGCGCAAUUACUGCUUUUUUCAUUUGCCCUGCCGCUGCUAUCGGAACUGGGGUCGUGCAAGAGAUGUUUUUCCGUAAGGAGAGGGCCCGGUAUAUGGGUGUCUGGACGAUUAUGGUCACAUUGGGGGUUCCCGUUGCGCCAUUCAUCUUUGGAUUCGUCGCUCAGAGAGUCUCGUAUAGAUGGAUCUACUGGAUUCUGGCUAUCACAAACGGUGUGCAAUUCAUCCUUCAUGCCUUGUUUGGACCUGAGACUCGCUUCUUGCCCAACCACGUACCUCAAGGAAUGUCAGCAUUCAGGCAGGAAUACCUCAGCUUCCGCCGCAUAGAUCCUACUCCCUUGAGGUUUACCGAAUUCAUUGAUCCGUUGCGCUUCUUCGCAUAUCCCAUUGUCAUGGUGCCAGCUGCCAGCUACGCUAUGAUUUUCCUGUGGGGCGCUGUAAUGCUCAGUUUUGAGAUCCCCCAGAUCUACCCCGAGAAGUUUGGCUUGAGCACCGAGCAGGUUGGUCUCCAGUACGUGGGUGUCAUUGUCGGCACGGUAAUUGGGGAGCAAUUCGGUGGUAUCAUCUCAGACAGGUGGAUGUUGAUGCAGGAACGCAGAGGAAAGACGCCACGACCGGAAUACCGCUUAUGGCUGAGCUAUUUCGGCUAUCUGUUGACUAUCUGUGGUGUUGUCGUUUUCUUUGUGCAGACGGAAAAUGCCUCAGAUAAGUGGAAUGUUACUCCCAUCAUCGGGGCUGGCAUCGGAGCUGCAGGCAACCAGGUUGUCACGACUGUUCUGAUCACGUACGCUGUGGACAGCUAUCCCCAAGACGCUGCAGCGAUCGGCGUGUUCAUUACAUUCAUCCGUCAGACUUGGGGUUUCAUUGGGCCAUUCUGGAUCCCCGAAAUGAUCAAAAAUAUUGGAUUUGGGGCAAGUGCAGGAGUCUCAACGGCCAUGAUAGUGGCGGUGUCAAUUUUGCCUACGAUCUUGCUGCAGUGGAAGGGCAGACGUUGGCAGAAACGCAGCAAUAAGAUGGGCGAGUCAUAUCACAGUUAAUACUUUGUCUGGUGUUACAUCCACAAGGAUCAAGACACAUGAGAGGCCACUCAUCAAUGCUAUAUAAAAGAUUAACAACUACCUAGAUUUCUCAUUGACC
Messenger RNA from Fusarium oxysporum Fo47, 1758 nucleotides. Its product is annotated as major facilitator superfamily domain-containing protein. The record is from RefSeq and is a predicted model, not a curated record. Lineage: Eukaryota; Fungi; Ascomycota; Sordariomycetes; Hypocreales; Nectriaceae. Gene Ontology annotation, biological process: transmembrane transport. The coding region runs from base 177 to 1658 and encodes 493 amino acids. Gene Ontology annotation, molecular function: transmembrane transporter activity. The transcript has 5 exons.